Molecule: messenger RNA, 1869 nt
Organism: Penicillium argentinense
Lineage: Eukaryota; Fungi; Ascomycota; Eurotiomycetes; Eurotiales; Aspergillaceae
Product: putative proline--tRNA ligase AIM10
Exons: 7
Coding region: 1-1869 (622 amino acids)
Biological process (GO): prolyl-tRNA aminoacylation
Cellular component (GO): cytoplasm; mitochondrion
Molecular function (GO): ATP binding; proline-tRNA ligase activity
Source: RefSeq, a predicted model, not a curated record
AUGAUUUCAGGACUGCGUCCCGCGAAUGGUCGCCCAUUGGGGCGGCGGCUGGUGUUGGGUCUCCAUGGCCAGCGUUGCCAACUACAUUAUGAUGGCCGGAAUCGGGUGUCCAAUUUCUGGAUUCCAACCGGUGGUAUUACAAAGAAACCCAUGGAGGGUUCAAACGAGGAUGCCAAUGACCUCCUGAUCAGAGGCGGUUUUCUGCGUCAGGCAUAUUCCGGCAUCUUUCAUCUCCUGCCCCUUGGACUGCGUGUCCAAGACAAGCUCGAGCGACUAAUUGACAAGCACAUGCGCUCUCUCGGGGCGUCAAAAGUUUCUCUAUCCUCAAUAUCCGCUCAGGAGCUUUGGGAGAAAUCCGGCCGAUUGACCGAGGGGUCGGGAUCAGAGAAAAACCAGAUGUUUCGAUUUCACGACCGCAAGAAUGCUCGCUUUCUCCUUGCGCCUACUCACGAGGAGGAAAUCACUUCGCUUGUGGGCAGUCUCACUACAUCUUAUAAAACACGAAAAUAUCGCGACGAAACCCGACCACGGCAAGGCCUUCUUCGCGGACGUGAAUUUAUCAUGAAGGAUCUCUACACUUUCGACUACAAUGUACCCGAAGCCCUCAAGACCUACAAGCUAGUCAAACACGCCUACACACAGCUGUUUGAAGAGCUUAAGAUACCAUAUCUGGUCGCUGCGGCAGAUUCUGGCAACAUGGGCGGCAGUCUCAGCCACGAAUUCCACUUUAUCAGCCCCAAGGGCGAAGACCGAGUGGUGAGCUGCUCACACUGUGAUCAUGUAUACAAUGAAGAAUUGGCAGACGGAAAGACACAUCAGUUCAAGGAAUCAGAAGGGCAAAGUACCGUCCCGGGAUUCCAGACUGAAGACGCUCAGGUAGGGGGAGGCGCGACGGUAUCCAAUGGCAUGUGGAUGGCCAUAUCGCAUGACGGAAACACUCUCCUCCGGGGCUGGUAUCCCAAAUAUUCGAUGCAAGAGGGCUCUUCCGAGCCGGUCGAACGACAUGUGAACUCGCACGCCGUGAAAGCGAUUGCAGAAGCGGCAGGUGUCGAUCUUGAUCUGAGCGUGGAGAACCCGAAGGCGAAGUGGGCGGCUCAUGUUCGAUCUCGCUCGUCAUCCCAGAAACGUCGCAUUCUGGAUCUGUAUGAUUCGCAGGUCCGCGUCUACCAGCGUCCUCCACUCAGCGAUCUGCUCCAAGAAGUUGGCUGCUCUGCUGCGGAUGUCGAGUACUCGAAGUUGGACCGGUUUCCCGGCACCUCCAACCAGCUCAGUCUUGUUCGGGUCCAUGAUGGAGAUAACUGCUCGCAGUGUGCCGAUGGCUCGUUGACAAGUAACCCCGCCGUUGAACUGGGCCAUACUUUCCACCUCGGCACGCGGUAUAGUGAAGUGCUCCAGGCCUCGGUCUCCGUCAAUCAAGCUGUGCUCGACGGAUCCGCUGAAUCAAGCGCUAAGUCCUCUAAGGAGCAGAUUGUACCAAUGCAGAUGGGCUGCCAUGGAAUUGGCGUAUCUCGAAUGAUCUCGGCCGUGGCCAACCGGCUAGCAGACUCCAAGGGCUUGAACUGGCCGCGUGUAAUUGCCCCAUAUGAAGUUGCUAUCAUCCCCAACAAGGGAUUGAAUUCUGUGGCCGAGCAAAUUUACGACAGCUUGACUUCAAAGUCUGUUGACACUCUGCUUGAUGAUCGUGACAAGGGGAUGGGCUGGAAGUUGGGCGACGCAGACCUGAUUGGCUAUCCCGUGAAUGUUGUUGUCGGUAAUGGAUGGAAGAAGAACCAGAUGCUCGAGGUGCAAUGCCGUCGCCUGGGCGUGAAGAAGGAUGUAUCUAUGGACGAUCUUCCUGCAUUUGUCGAGGGUUUGCUGAGCCAACUAUAA